AGAUAUCAAAACCAAUAACUAGUAUUCAAGAAAUUUUAAAAGAAAAUAAAGAAGAUAUAACUAAGAAAGAAGAUAUUUUUAUUUUUCAAGAAGAAUACAAUGAAUUAAUUUGUAAUCCAUGGAUAGAUAAUUAUGAGAAUAAUACUUCUUUUCUAAAUUAUUCUCUUGAGCCUUUCCCUUGCUUCUUGCAAUCUUCUUUAGAAAAACAAGAAGAUAAACAACAACUUUCAAUUAUAAACAAUAAUUUGUUUAUGGAGAUUAUAUCUAAACAAGAAAUUAAAAAGAAGAAAACAAAGAAAAAACAAAAACAGACUACUUCUACAACUAUAUCUGUUCAACAAUUUUAUUUUUAUUUAGAAGAAUCUAAAAGGAUUUUUAAACUUUUUAAAAGCGGAAUUAAUUUAUCUAGAGUAAAACAGAUGAUUAAAUCUGUUGAACUUAUUUCUUCUCUUGGUUUUACUAUUCUACCUUGUUUACAAAAACUCUAUUCUAUCUUGAUUAAAGUAUACAACUCUCUUCUUAAUAGAAAAUUAUCUCAAAAACUAGAAAAGAAAUUAGUUAAAUACAUGGAAUUAUAUAAACAAUUACAACUUAGUGAAGCUAUAACUAUACAAUAA
Molecule: messenger RNA, 617 nt
Organism: Racocetra fulgida
Lineage: Eukaryota; Fungi; Glomeromycota; Glomeromycetes; Diversisporales; Gigasporaceae
Source: the annotation of a GenBank genome assembly